Molecule: messenger RNA, 431 nt
Organism: Tricharina praecox
Lineage: Eukaryota; Fungi; Ascomycota; Pezizomycetes; Pezizales; Pyronemataceae
Exons: 1
Coding region: 174-392 (72 amino acids)
Source: RefSeq, a predicted model, not a curated record
ACACACUCGGUCCAACACACCAGUCGUGAGCACUGAGACUUCCACGGAAACAAACGCUCUCCAAUGUCCAUCACACGAACUGCUACGAUGAAAAGGACAAACCCUCGCUCGGUCGUGCCACGUGUGGUGGAAACGGCUGUCUACAGAUUCUCCAGCAAGCAAAACUUAGCAAAAUGUUUUCUUCGAGAGUCUACAUGAAGGCUGAAGCAUACCUACGGUUCUACGAGUCUACGAGUUUAUGUACGACGAUGGUGCUUGGUUGGAUGAUGUCAGACUCGUGUUACCGAACGGGGUCGGAAUUGAGGCGUGACGAUUGGCUGGCUGGUAAUCUCAUUCUUGUGGGGGGUUGCUGGCGAGUUGCACUCCAAUGGGCAAUGAGAGCUGUGGAUUGAGUGUGGAUGCCUCUGUACUGUGCUGACAUUAAUAUGGAC